CUGAGGCCUCAGCACAGAGCCGAACCCUAGCUCCCAAAGACAGCCGCCCAAACUCGCCUCUCUCUCUCUCCUUCUCGUUUUCUCUGGAAUACAAACGAAACAGAGAAACAAAAACAAUCCAAUCCUAAUCACCCCCUUCUCGUUUUCUUCUCACGACGAACAAAAUGAAACCCUAGCCUUCCUUUCUAAAAACGAUCCUCUCUUUCUCCAUCUCGAUCCACCUCCCUCCUUCUCUCGCCCUCUAUAACGAUGAGAUGGAAGUGACCACUUCCUCACCGAUGAAGGCGACGGCGGGAGCAAGAUCGGCGACAAAGAUAUUGACGACAUUGACGGCCGGAGUUGCGGGCAGAAGUGGAAAGAUGGCAGUCUCCGGUGGUGGAAAUGAAGCAGCUUCCGACCGGCGACGAGGAGGGAUCAACUUCCGACAGGAAGUUUUAGGAUCGGGUGUGCCGCAAGGAAGGAUGGGGUCAUUGAAGACAGGGGAUAGGAAACCGGCGGCGACAGAGGCGAAGACUCUCUGGUCGCCGCGAUGACCAGUCCAAUGGAGAUAGCGGGUUCUAAUAGGUAAGGCGUGUUGUUUGGGGUUUUAGAGAUCUAGGAUUAUAUGUUUUAAAGUCUCAAAAGGUGGAUUUUGUUAAAAUUCCCAGAAUUGGUUCAUACAAAGAAAAUCAUAAGUGGAGAAAUUUACAUGUUAAUCAACUGUAAAAAUUGCUACUGCCUGUGAUUAGGAAGUCUCAAUAUCGUAUGUUCAUGGUGGACUUGAACUAUUUCGAGCCUGGACGUGGUUUUGUCAAGAUGUUGAUUCGGGUUUAGGGGUCAUGCUUAGUUAGUGAUAAUAUGAUUUUUUGGAUUGAAUAGGUCGGUUUUUCUGAAAUCUGGGAUUUGGGUUGGGGUGUUCUCAGAAAUGGAAACUGUGGGUUGUGAUUGAAUCUUGAAACCUGCUCGUUUAUGGUUGGAAAUCAGUGUGUGUAUGAUGGUUUGUGGUUUUAAAGGGGUUUAGAAUCUGGAAAUUCUGUAUACUUGUUUGGGGGUAUUGAUUCUGGGAAUUCGGUUAUGGUAUGUUUAUAUUGGUUUUGGAACUGGAAUUUUGUGGUGUGUGUUUAGUGGUUUUAACUGCUUGUGCUUAUGUAUGUAGUGAACAAAAGAUUUCACUACCAUCUGUACAUACUUAGAUAAAAAAAAGGGCAGCUUAAUAGAUCCACUACCAUCUCUACAUAUUUGGGAUAAAAAGGUAACAUAACAAGAGUUUAAACGAGGUGAUAGAUGAAACAUAUAGUUAUAUAGUAUUAACAAAUUCAGAAAGCUAACUUGAAUGGAAAUACAUGUAUGCUAUCUAGUUUAUAGAGAUAAAAUAUGAGAUGGAAAUAAGUACAAGGAUGAUAACUAUAUUAAGUAAUUGGAUUACAAUGAUGUGAAAUGCUUAAAAGGGAAAGAGAUUCAAACUUUGAUUCAUGUUAAAGUGUUUAGAUCGACUUGUAAUUUGUUUGGAGGUAAUAAGUUGUGAUUUCCUCUUAAAACUCUUUCUUUAAGAAAGGUAGAAAUGAGACGAUAUGGUGAUAAUCGAUGAUUAUGCGUUACCAACCUUUCUUUCUAUUGCUUGGUGAAGGAUUUGCCCUUUGUUGAAGUCUCCCCUAAAAGAUAAUAUUCUUAAUAUGCCUAUUCGUUUUUGUUGUUUGUGAUGAAGAGGAAAGGGAAAGAUUGUUUUCUAUAUUUUCUGUUUGUAAGAAAAGGAAAAGUAGAGGAAGAAGAAAGUUGUCUGUGUUUUUCUAGGAGAAGGAAAUCUAAAAAAGAACCAAGAAGUUGAUCCCCCACUCUCUUUUCUGUCUGUUUUUGGUUGCUAGGAUUGUGUUUGUAUUGUUAUUGAGUAUCUUUCCUCUUGUGCUUCUAACGAAGAAAGAAAAUGAUGAUUUUUCAAGGUCUUUACUCCUUUUUUGUCUGGUUUAUCUGUGUUUGUUUAGAAAGGGCGAUGGAGGCGUUGAGGAAGAAGAGGAAGAAGGAGAGGAAGAAGGAAGAAAUCUGGUCGUGGGGGAGCAUAAGGGAAGAUGUUCUGGUUUUUGCUGUUUUUGUCUGUCUUUUUGGGGAGGGGAAAUGAAGCUGUCCAGGACGAAGAAGAAGACGCAGGUUUGGUUCCCCUGCUCGUGGCCGUGGGGAAGAAGAAGAAGAAGAAGAAUUGGCCAGAAUAAUGAAGGGGAAGAAGAAUUCAGAAACUCCGCCCUCAAGAAAGAGCCAAGGUGUGUUUUUUAUAGAGAAAGACAGCUUGUUCCCCAAGUUUGGAACAGUGCUGGGUUUGGGUCGGACCUGUCUGAGUUGGUCGGACCGAUAUGGGUUUGGUCAGACCUGUUCUCUGACCAGUUCGACUUUGUUGACUAGUGUGACUGUAGACUUUGACUUUUUGGUGGGCUUUGAUUUGGGCCAAAUUCCUUUAUUCUUUAAUUGUACCGUGCAAUACAAUUACAAUUUAGCA
Messenger RNA from Linum trigynum, 2464 nucleotides. Lineage: Eukaryota; Viridiplantae; Streptophyta; Magnoliopsida; Malpighiales; Linaceae. The record is from the annotation of a GenBank genome assembly.